GUGCCAGUGAGGAGAAGAAAGAAGGCUGGUCUUGGGCGUCCUACUUGGAGGAGCAGAAAGCUGUCGCUGCCCCUUUAGAUCUCUUCCAGGAUUACCAAGUAGCUUCCCAGCACAAGAAUGGCUUUAAAGUGGGGAUGAAGCUGGAGGGGAUCGAUCCGCAGCACCCGUCCAUGUACUUCAUCCUGACAGUGGCUGAGGUGUGCGGUUACCGGAUGCGCCUCCACUUUGAUGGCUACUCCGAGUGCCACGAUUUCUGGCUGAACGCUGACUCCCCUGACAUCCACCCUGCUGGCUGGUUUGAGGAGACGGGGCACAAACUCCAGCCCCCAAAAGGUUAUAAGGAAGAAGAAUUCAGCUGGACCAACUACCUGAAGAUAACAAAGGCUCAGGCAGCUCCUAAGCACCUCUUCAUGGUCCGAAACACUCACGAGGCUUCCCCAGGCUUCGAGGUGGGCAUGAAGCUUGAAGCUGUGGACCGUAUGAACCCUUCCCUGAUCUGUGUUGCCACAGUGACUGACGUGGUGGACAAUCGCUUUUUGGUGCACUUUGACAACUGGGAUGAUACUUACGACUACUGGUGUGACCCCAGCAGCCCGUACAUCCACCCAGUGGGAUGGUGUCAGGAGCAUGGCAAACCCCUCACACCUCCUCAAGAUUAUCCUGACCCUGACAACUUCACCUGGGAAAAGUACUUAAAGGAAACAGGAGCAUCUGCUGUCCCAGCUUGGGCCUUCAAAGUGCGCCCGCCACACGGCUUCCUGGUCAACAUGAAGCUGGAAGCAGUGGACAGGAGGACUCCCACCUUCAUCCGAGUGGCCAGUGUGGAGGAUGUUGAAGAUCACAGGAUAAAGAUCCAUUUUGAUGGCUGGAGCCACGUCUAUGAUUUCUGGAUUGAUGCAGAUCAUCCGGACAUCCACCCCAUAGGCUGGUGCUCAAAAACUGGGCACCCGCUGCAGCCUCCUCUCAGGCCAAAGGAACCAGCCUCAUCUGCCCAUGGGGGCUGCCCAACCCUGGGCUGCAAGAGCAUCCCUCACACCAAGAGCUCCAAGUACAGCUUUCACCACAGGAAGUGCCCCACGCCGGGUUGCGAUGGGUCAGGACAUGUGACUGGGAGAUUCACGGCCCAUUACUGCCUCUCAGGGUGCCCACUGGCGGAGAAGAACCAGGGCAGGCUUAAGGCAGACUUGUCCGACACUGAGGCCUCAACUCGCAAGAGGAACCUGAUUGGCUUCCCUCAGCGAAAGAAAUCUCGGCACCACGGGAGAGGGCGACCUCCAAAGUACCGGAAGAUCCAGCAGGAAGACUUCCAGACUGGUUCUUCAGACAAUAUGCACCAGUCGCUCUUCAUGUCUGCCCUGUCUGCCCACCCCGACCGCUCCCUGUCGCUCUGCUGGGAGCAGCACUGCAAACUCCUGCCGGGGGUGGCUGGCAUCACGGCAACUACAGUGGCCAAGUGGACCAUUGAUGAGGUCUUUAGCUUUGUUCAGACUCUGACGGGUUGCGAAGACCAAGCCAAGCUCUUCAAGGAUGAGAUGAUCGAUGGCGAGGCCUUCCUCUUGCUGACGCAGGCUGACAUCGUCAAGAUUAUGAGCGUCAAGCUGGGCCCGGCACUCAAGAUCUACAAUGCCAUCCUCAUGUUCAAGAACACUGAUGACACCUUAAAGUGA
Apaloderma vittatum (bar-tailed trogon) is the source of this 1667-nucleotide messenger RNA. It is a transcript of the gene L3MBTL1, whose product is annotated as l(3)mbt-like 1 (Drosophila). Gene Ontology annotation, cellular component: nucleus. The record is from RefSeq and is a predicted model, not a curated record. The transcript is spliced from 15 exons. The annotation marks the transcript as partial. Gene Ontology annotation, biological process: regulation of DNA-templated transcription. NCBI's taxonomy places the organism in Eukaryota, Metazoa, Chordata, Aves, Trogoniformes, Trogonidae. Gene Ontology annotation, molecular function: protein binding; zinc ion binding.